AUGCUUGGCAAGUCAUACAACAGAGGUAUUCGUGCCCACAAGUUAACCAUGGAGGCGCUCUUCAGGUUGUUGUGGAAAGCCUUCCUAGACUGGCUGUCAAGACAAGCAGUUGGUAUGGAUGACCGAGUAAGACAAAGUGUUGCUGACCAAAGAAGGGAGUGUCGGAAUACAGCGAGACAGGAUUGCUUCGUUAACGAUGCCUGGAAAGCAUUUCAAGGUUGUGUCAAUCCUCUCAUGACACUGUUUGAGCAGUUGAAAUCUGAAGGCAGAGAAAAGUCCAAAGUUUUUAGUUUCUGGGAAGGAUACAUUAAUAUAGUGCUGCUGCUUCUGCAGUUCGUUAAAGCUGAACGAACCGGAAACUGGAAACUCCACCUCUCCGCCACAACUGAAAUGGUUCCCCAUUUUUUCUCUAUGGACAGGGUCAACUAUUCCAGAUGGCUUCCAGUCUAUCUCUCUGACAUGCACAUGUUGCAGUUAACUCACCCCGCAGUUCACCAAGAGUUCAUUACUUGAAACCACAGUGUAAGCCGCUCUAACCAACCGUUUGGGCAAGUUUGGCCGGAUAUGGCCCUGGAACAAUCAAUUAACCUUGAUACAAAGACAAAGAGGGGCAUAGUUGGAAUGAGUACGAACGAAGAUGCUGUAGACCGAUGGUUCUUAACCAUUCACGAGCGAGCAGCCAUGACACAUGCACUAAAGGAGAUGUGUGGUCUAGAAAACUGCGACUGCAUUGGGACACACAAGGAGGCUGAAGCCACAAGAGUGAGCAGAGAUGAGAGAGAUGUACAGAAGUUGUUUGAAACCUUCAAGAGUGAUCUCCUCAGUGACCCUUUUCAGAUUCCAGAAGAAAUAUCAGAGGAGGAAAUACCCUUAACCUUAAGUAGGCGUAGAUGGAAGCAUUCUUCUCAACGCAGAAGAGUUAGGCAGAAAAAGCAUGGAAACAUUUCUUUCAUCGCGAAUCCAGAGAAAUGA
Molecule: messenger RNA, 972 nt
Organism: Pocillopora meandrina
Lineage: Eukaryota; Metazoa; Cnidaria; Anthozoa; Scleractinia; Pocilloporidae
Source: the annotation of a GenBank genome assembly